GACAUGGACUCCUUACAGGAGGGCAUACAGUCGUCUGUACCCAAUAGUGAACAUCGUACACCAAGUUUUGGAUUUAUCGUCAGGAGCCGCAUUAUCGCCGAAUCAACCGACGAAUUCAAGCGGCGGGACACCAAAGCAGGCGGACAUGAAGGCCGAAAUGCAUGAGGGUGGAUUAUUCUCACCGACUUCGCGAGGUGUGAUAUUCACCAAAUUACCCUCCUCGCCUAUAGUACCAUCAGCUAUUUCUGGAGGGGAUAAUUUAUCAAUCGAGAGCGACGGCGACGACGACAGCGAACUUGGAGAGCUGGCUGCGACAAUGGAUAAGCUACGGCUGUUUGAUGCAUCCUACUAUCUCGGCAAAGGCACAAUGUUAUUUACAUCAACAGACCAGAACCAGUUUUGGGACGAAGAGAUCUCGUUUGAUGUGCACGAUGCUCAGGAUAUCUGCGUUCCGCCAGAGGCAUAUGUUAUGCCGCCAGUCGAAGUGAUUGAUACACUUAUCGACAUCUACUAUUCACACUACUAUGGAUUUCUGCCCAUGAUUCAAAAGACAACACUAUUGCAGGCGCUAGAGGAUCGAUACGAACCGCAGAGCAUUUUUCUACUGAACAGCGUCUUCAUGGCGGCGGCAUUGACUGCAGAUUGCACUCAUCCAUCGUGCUACUCUAACCCGAGCGAUCCCAAAACAUUAUCCACGCCAUUUUUCGAACGAGCCAGGAUGGUGCUGGACUAUUGCAUCGGUAUUCCAAGAGUAUCAACGGUACAGGGGCUUAUCAUGCUGUCACGAUAUCCAAAGAUCUCUGGUCUAGGGCGCCACCUUGUCCAACAGGCGGUUCUCAUGGCGUCCGAUCUAGGGCUUCAUCGGAAAUGUGACCGCUGGAUCCCCGAUGAGCAAGUUCAGGAGACAAGAAAGAGAGUCUUUUGGUGCGUCUAUGCUAUCGAUAACGCCACUGCCAGCAUGACAGGAAGAAGACCUUUAAUUGACGAUAACGAGAUCGAUGUGCCAAUGGUGGUGCCAACUGCAUCGGAGGGCGAGAUCGAGUACUCGAACACACUCUUCUUGGCCCACAUAUGCAAGCUGUGGCGUAUCUUCAGGAAUGUGAAGCAAUACAUCUUCAACGCUGUGGAAGUUCAGGAUAUGGUUCCGGGAAGUCUGCCUAGAAGCUAUGAGCAGCAACUCAUUCAAUGGCAACUGCAAUUACCAGCGGCUCUCCGAUUCAGUUUUGAUAUCAAAGUCGGAGACCCAAGAGCCAUGUACAAUGCGCGCGGAGGUGUCGCCCAAAUGCUGUACGAGUCUACUCUCAUUCUUCUACACAAGCCCUAUCUUUCAUCAUCCGAAUGCAUCAAACGCUCGCCCUAUCGAUCAUCGGACAUUUGUAUGAAGGCUGCAACAAAAAUUACGGACAUAGCCAGGGUGCUUGUGAACACAUACAGCAGGACAUUCGAAGUCACCGGAGUGCCGGAGUACUCAAUGACAAACGCCAUUCGGAUACAAGUCAUGUACAUGAAGUCUCCAGACCCAAAUAUCGCUGAGUCGUCGCAGGCCAACUUUGAAUACCUGCUACGUUUCUUUCGGGAAUUUUACGCGUCGCCUCGUGCCAAUCUGGAUGACCAAAUGAUCACCUGCGUUUUGACCUUCUUUGACGAGUUUGUGCAUACGAUCAAGGGCCUUAGCGACUCUUCAUUUCGCAGGACGAUGCAGGUAUCUACAACCACCCAGGGAAGGUCCAGAAAGUGUCGCAGUACGUUGGGCCGUUCGGUGGACCUAUGGUGAUGGAGACCUUGAACCAUCAUCAUACGUCGAACGCUAUCCUUAACCAACCGCCGUCGAAUAGCGCCAUACCUCAAAUUGGGAGCAUUUCAGCGACCG
Messenger RNA from Gamsiella multidivaricata, 1870 nucleotides. Its product is annotated as fungal-specific transcription factor domain-containing protein. The record is from RefSeq and is a predicted model, not a curated record. Lineage: Eukaryota; Fungi; Mortierellomycota; Mortierellomycetes; Mortierellales; Mortierellaceae. Gene Ontology annotation, molecular function: zinc ion binding; DNA binding. The transcript has 6 exons. Bases 146 to 1774 code for a protein of 542 amino acids. Gene Ontology annotation, biological process: DNA-templated transcription.